AAAUUUAAAUUUAAUCUAUUCAUUAAAAAGUUGUCUUUUCAGAAAUAUAAUUUGUCACUUAAAUACUAAAUAAAUAAAAUAUAUUACUGAGUAUAAUAUAAAAUGUAAGAAAUAACGGUAUUCAAGUAAUUACUUUCAAAAUUAAGAUAAUUUUGCCGAAUAAAAACUAAAAAUUGUUAAAGUUUUAAACCUCGCGCACGCCAAGGCGGACUUCCGUCCACAGUGAUUGAUUUUCAUAUAAUUAUGCACCCAAGUGAAUAUUUUUUCAAUUGAGUCUCUGGCUGCUUCCUCUAUUUAUAGAAUUCUCGAUUUAAAUAAGAAGCCAUCAAACUUAAAUGUAUUUAAAACUAUACAUUUUCAAUCUAAACAUAGAGUAGAGUAUCGGUAUUUUGGCAUUUCGCGGGUACUACCAAUUUGUGUAUUAUAUUUUUGUUUUUUCCGCCAUUUCAUUUUUCAUUUGUUUUGUUAUGCGCAGUUUUCCUUUCUUCUUCCGUGCUAUAAAAACCGAAAGUAAAAAGUAUUUUCAAUAUUUCAAUCCGCAGGAGAGUCGCGAUCAGUUGGUUGUGGAGUACCGAAAAAUAUUGCAUCGUAGUUCGAACUUAACUGGAAAGGCCAAUACGCCAGCAAUAGUUAUCGAUAUUUUUUUGAGUGAAUCUAUCAGUGAGCUCCGUGGGCGAUUUGAAUCUGGAAGAGCUGGAAGUGCGCGGAAAGUAAAACCAAGAACUGAGACCAGAAAUGCGCCCUUUUGGCAAUGAUAUCACUAAUAUCCCGUCUAACACAAGCGGUGACGGGGGCGGCGGCGAUCCCAAUGACAAUAAUGGUAACAGGAACAACACCAGUCCCGGGGGGCCAGACGGUGACAGGUCUGGCGGAGAAGAGGGAAACAUAGACGAUCGGCCAAUUCCGGCGCACAUAGCCCGGAUCGGUGGCACAUACACCUUUCCGCCCAUAGCGGGUCAAGGAGUCAUCCGUGUGGUGCAGAGAUGCGAGGACGCGAAGGAGAACAACAAUUUGGAUUUGUCCAAAUGCGAGCUAAUGCAAAUACCAGAUGCAGUGUACCACCUGAUGAGAAAUACACAACUGCAAACCUGCGACCUGAGUGGCAAUGUUCUCAAGAGUGUCCUGCCCAAGUUCUCAAUAAAGUUUAGCGCCAUCACAGAUCUCAACCUCUCAGACAAUAAGCUGUCGAGAUUACCAGACGAGUUUGCCAGCCUGACCGCACUAGCCAGGCUAAACAUAUCCCACAACUCGUUUAUUGUUUUGCCGCAGGUGGUUUGGAAGCUGCCGAGCCUUACUAAUCUGGAUGCCAAGGAUAAUGCCAUCCUGGAGAUCGACACCGACGAAGUCAUAGCCAGUGACAGUUUGGCUUCCGUAGACUUGCGCAACAAUCCGCUGAGCAGAAACUGCCGACGCAAGCUACAGGGUUUCCAGACUCCCUUCCUGCUUCAGAUCUCCAAUGAUGUUGACGACGAUUGGUAGCAGAGACGGGUACAUCUUCCAGAAACCCACGAACACAUCUUUCGUUAUCUCUACAGAGGGAACUCUCAUUACCGAGGCAAUCUCGGUGUCCCAUUUUGUUUAAAAAGGCUUAGCUCGGUAAGCCUGGAAGAAGUCCUUAGUGGUUUUAAAUAGUUUCGAAUAUUUAAGAAAUGGACGAGGAACAAACAUGCAUAUAAAACAAAUUGCCAGGCGAUGUAUCCUAUAUGUCAAAUGUAAAAUUACCUGAAAGAAUGAAUUUUAUAUAUUUUUUGUAUA
Molecule: messenger RNA, 1755 nt
Organism: Drosophila ananassae
Lineage: Eukaryota; Metazoa; Arthropoda; Insecta; Diptera; Drosophilidae
Gene: Sclp
Product: leucine-rich repeat-containing protein 20
Exons: 4
Coding region: 736-1479 (247 amino acids)
Molecular function (GO): protein binding
Source: RefSeq, a predicted model, not a curated record